Messenger RNA from Cryptotermes secundus, 468 nucleotides. Its product is annotated as medium-chain acyl-CoA ligase ACSF2, mitochondrial. The record is from RefSeq and is a predicted model, not a curated record. Gene Ontology annotation, biological process: fatty acid metabolic process. Gene Ontology annotation, molecular function: medium-chain fatty acid-CoA ligase activity. The transcript has 4 exons. Lineage: Eukaryota; Metazoa; Arthropoda; Insecta; Blattodea; Kalotermitidae. The coding region runs from base 1 to 468 and encodes 155 amino acids.
AUGAGUCAUGAGGUUGUUACAGGAGUAACUUUCUCUGUAAUGUUUCAGCCUACUUUUGGAAUGACAGAAGUGUCAGGAGUGUUUGUUUCAAAACCUCAGGAUUCCUUGGAGAAAACAAUAGACACAGUUGGCCACAUAGUGGAUCACUGUGAGGUGAAAGUGGUGGACACAGAAGGACGUAUGGUUCCUAUGGGAACCCCUGGAGAGCUCUGGGUGCGAGGAUAUAGUGUCAUGUUGGGAUACUACUCUGAUGAAGAAAAGACUCGGGAAUUCAUUCGUCCAGACGGAUGGGCAAAAACAGGGGACCAGUUUGUGCUGCAGGAAGAUGGUUAUGCAAGAAUUGUAGGUCGAAUGAAGGAUGUGAUCAUUAGGAUUGGAGACAAAAUCUUCCCAUCUGAGAUUGAAGAGUUCUUUGAGACACAUCCUGACAUUAUGGAAGCUCAGAUUUCCCAGAUGUCCAGUCAAUAA